Molecule: messenger RNA, 354 nt
Organism: Eimeria mitis
Lineage: Eukaryota; Apicomplexa; Conoidasida; Eucoccidiorida; Eimeriidae
Exons: 4
Coding region: 1-354 (117 amino acids)
Source: RefSeq, a predicted model, not a curated record
AUGUCUUUCGCAUGCAGACGUGGUCGUGUGCAGACGCCGCAGAAGGUGGGUUCGGCUGUGGCGACUGCCGUCGCCAUUGCUCUGCGUGUUGUAGAGGCGGUCGGACUGCAGGGACGCAGCAUUGGGACGCAUGAAGGUGUCGGGGAGGUUGAGCGUGUGUUGGAUGUGCGGCUGGGUGCGUGGUUCAGCCCAAGGGAACGUGGUCGUGUACAGACGCCGCAAAAAGUGGGUUCGGCUGUGGCGAUUGCCGUCGCCAUUGCUCUGCGUGUUGUAGAGGUGGUCGAACGGCAGGGACGCGGGUGUGCAGACGUGAUCGUGUACAGGAGGCACAGAAAGUGGGUUCGGCUGUGGUAA